AAAAGGGUAUGCCCAGGGCUCAGCUGCCUGAGGGUGCAGUGCAGUUGACAUGGAUACUCUCUUUCCUCUGGAAAGCAUUAGGCUUAGGCAAUAUAAGAGGUGAUUGGACCACAUAAUCCAAAGAGGGAGCAGCUGUUCACACACAAGAAGGGCAAGGUUGCAGCCAGCCCUCGGCCUCAAUGGGAACCACUAUCGCUGAAUGCUGACCCUGACUCCUGAGCUCCAGCACCAUGCUCUGGAUGAUGCAUUUCAACAUAAUUGUUUUGUGUAGCCUGGUGAUCCUGGCCUUCUUAUGCUCCUACUUUUUCAGGGAACCAUCCUCAAUGCCUCCCAGAAAGAGGAACAGUGGGAAGGGUCAAGCUGAAGUGAGGGGCUGGCUCAGGAUCAGAAAUAAAAAGAUCACUUUGAAAGCUUGCCAAAGUCUCUUGAAAAAACUGGAGAACGCUAGGAACCACACUCUCCUACUGGAAAAGCGCCUGAGGAAGCUCCCUGGGGACGGCAGCUUCCAUUGCCUUCUAAACCAAGACCGCCUGAUGGAGUCAUUCAAACAAGGUCCACCACGUGGCGUUCACCAGCCACAUGGGAGGCAUGGGAAAGCUUCUCCCACCAGCUUGUCUCCACAGGCUCCCCUGGCUCCUCUGGCCUCCAUGCUAUCGCCAGACCCGAAGACCUCCGCAGAGUCCUUUGAGUCCCUGUCAUCCCUGAGCACCUUCCAGCCACUGGAUCCUUUGUGUCCCCUGAAGCACCCUUCACACCCGACACAUGCAGGCACCCUAUUACCAAACCCGACCACCUCCAUAGAAUCCCUGGGGUCUCUGUCAUCCCCGAGCUCCUCCCAGCCACCAGAGCCUUUGCAUCCCCUGAAGCAUCCUUCACACAAGCCACAUGGGCGUUCCCCUCCCCGACAUCGGAACCCUGGCUGGGUGUCCUGGUCCGACUCCACCCAGGCUGAUUCUCAAACUGACGCCACAACAUGCCCAAUGUGCAAUGCCCCUGAGCGCUCCUCUCUACACAGCUGGUGGGUGCCUUUGCCUUCCAGCCCUCGCGUGAUCCGAGGCGUUGGUUGCUGCAGUGAUCCUGACCUGGACCUCUCCUGGAGCCAGGAGGCUGCUAGAGCCUAGUGCCUCUGCACCUCCUCACAGUGUCCAUUCCAGUGCCCUAAUCUUCCCACCUGCCUACCAAAGGCUUCCUUCGAGGGAGACCCCACAUGCAGGCAGGGGAAGGCAGAGGUCCCACAUUCCUCAGCCUGGACGUGCCAAAGCUGCUGGACACACGAGACACCAAAAUCCCAGACACCACCCUGAACACCGCACAUCCAACAUCCACCAACAAUUGGGACUCUCCCGAGGACAACUUGGAGGCACGUCCCCUCCCUGGUUUGGACACCCCACUGAUACUGGAAGCUCAUGUUCUAAUGGAUUGGGAGAGGACCCUGUGGAGACACUGGCUGCAUCUAGGCCAAGAGCGGGCCCAUCCUGGUGCACAUGAUAAAGUGUUCAGGGCAGUUUAUUAAAGUUAAA
Molecule: messenger RNA, 1520 nt
Organism: Callithrix jacchus (white-tufted-ear marmoset)
Lineage: Eukaryota; Metazoa; Chordata; Mammalia; Primates; Cebidae
Product: putative protein SPATA31J1
Source: RefSeq, a predicted model, not a curated record